AUGCCGCCCAAGUUUGACCCCAACGAGAUCAAAGUCGUGCACCUGAGGUGCACCAGUGGUGAAAUCAGCACCACGUCUGCCCUGGCCCCCAAGGUCAGUCCCUUGGGUCUAUCUCCAAAGAAAAUUGAGGUGGCACCUUCUGCCUCUGCCCUGAUCACUGAAGCUCUCAAGGAGCCGCCAAGAGACAGAAAGAAGCAGAAAAACAUUAAACACAGCAGAAAUAUCGCUUUUGAUGAGAUUGCUAACAUUGCCCAACAGAUGAGGCUCCAGUCUUUAGCCAGAGAACAGUCCGGACCCUUUAAGGAGAUCCUGGGGACCGCCCAGUCUGUGGGCUGCAACCUGGACAGCCGGCACCCUCAUGACAUCAUAGAUGACAUCAACAGUGGUGUUGUCGAGUGCCCAGCUAGCUAA
Molecule: messenger RNA, 411 nt
Organism: Octodon degus (degu)
Lineage: Eukaryota; Metazoa; Chordata; Mammalia; Rodentia; Octodontidae
Product: 60S ribosomal protein L12-like
Exons: 2
Coding region: 1-411 (136 amino acids)
Biological process (GO): translation
Cellular component (GO): ribosome; cytosolic large ribosomal subunit
Molecular function (GO): structural constituent of ribosome; large ribosomal subunit rRNA binding
Source: RefSeq, a predicted model, not a curated record